This is a messenger RNA of Raphanus sativus (radish), 2554 nucleotides long. Its product is annotated as scarecrow-like protein 31. Lineage: Eukaryota; Viridiplantae; Streptophyta; Magnoliopsida; Brassicales; Brassicaceae. Gene Ontology annotation, cellular component: nucleus. The record is from RefSeq and is a predicted model, not a curated record. The transcript has a single exon. Gene Ontology annotation, biological process: regulation of DNA-templated transcription. Bases 303 to 2426 code for a protein of 707 amino acids. Gene Ontology annotation, molecular function: sequence-specific DNA binding; DNA-binding transcription factor activity.
UAAUGAGAUGAAAUUAAAGAUGAUACAAAAUAGUUUGUGAUUGGUCCGAUGAUGACUCAAAAGUCAACUCUCUAUAUCAUCUCUGUUUCUCUAACCAUCUCUCAAUCUCUUGCUGUUGCUCUCACGCAUAGCAAUAUCCAAAUCCAAUCAAACCUUCACGUUUCCAUAUUGAAUCUAACAAAGUCCACUUUACUUGUCCCACUUGUCCUUCUUUUUCAGAUGUAAGCAAUGUUUCUCUGAGUUCUCACCUGCUUCAGAUUCCCUUAUUGAAUCUAUUUGUAGUUUUUUUUUUUUUUUAAUUCAUGUGCUUUAUGUUCUUUAUGGAAUCGAACUUAUCUAGAAUAGUCAACGGUUACGAGUAUUACGAUGUGAGUUUCUUACCAAACCAGAUUCCUAAUCUGGGAUUUGGUGUUCCUUCUAUGAGCGAGUUCGAUCUCAGCACGAAUCAUCAUCAUCAUCAACCUUCUAUUUGGGUUCCAGCGACAGAACAAGAUAAAGAUCUUGAUCAGCUUCAUCAUCACGAUCAGUACUCUCCUCCAGCAUCUGAUGAGAUCGAUUCAGAAAACACUCUUCUGAAGUACGUAAACCAGCUCCUUAUGGAAGAAGAGACUCUCUCCGAGAGCCAGUCUAUGUCCUCCUACGAUGCUUUGGCUCUACGCCAAACCGAAGAGAUGUUGCAGCAAGUCAUCAACGACUCACUAGCUCAAUCUCCUUAUAUAACUCCUCCUGAUUCGAUUACUAGCAGUACUACUAGUAGCGGUGGUAGUAGUGGUGGUGGUGGUGAGUAUUUGAACAGUAACAGCAAUUCUUGUGUCCGGAUCGAGACAGAAGCUGACUCUGCUGUGUCGUUGCGUGGAUUCGGACAGCCAGCGAAUGAGAUUCUCGUCAGGAGUAUGUUUAGUGAUGCGGAUUCAGUUAACCAGUUCAAGAGAGGCCUUGAAGAAGCCAGCAAGUUUCUUCCUAACACCGAUCAAUGGAUCUUCAACCUAGAACAAGAAGUCGUUCCCGUGAAAGAUGAAAAGGGCUUCUCUAGAGUUAGGAAGCAUCAUUAUAACCACGAGCCUGAAGAGGAAGCUAGGAGGAGCAGCAAGCAAUCUGCAGCUAAUGUAGACGAUGGUAACAUAACAGAGCUGUUCGAUAAGGUUCUGCUUCUUGAUAACCAAUUGAAUCCACAUAUUAAAGAAGAAGAAGAAGAAGCCGAUGUUAAUAACGUGUCAAGCAAGUCACCUGCUAAUACCAAAGAAGGAGGCCGAGCCAAGAAGAAGAGCAAAGCUGUUGAUUUCCGCACGCUUCUCACUCUAUGCGCACAAUCCAUCUCCUCAGGAGAUAAGCUCGCAGCUGAUGAAUUGCUAAAGCAGAUAAAGAAACAAUGUUCGCCUCUCGGCGAUGCAUCGCAGAGACUAGCUUACUUCUUCACCAAGGCACUCGAGGCGCGUCUUCAAGGAAGCAGCGGAGUAAUGAUCCAGAGCUACUACGACUCUAUAACCUCCAAGAAACGAACGGCUGCGCAGAUUCUCAAAACGUACAAAGCCUUCUUGUCUGCUUCACCGUUCAUGACUUUGAUCUACUUCUUCUCCAACAAGAUGAUUCUCGACGCUUCCAAAGAUGCUUCGGUGCUUCAUAUAAUCGACUUUGGGAUCCUCUACGGUUUCCAGUGGCCUAUGUUCAUACAGUACAUAUCCAAGAGCAAGACCGGGCCGAGGAAGCUGAGGAUAACCGCUGUGGAGCUUCCUCAAAACGGGUUUCGACCGACGGAGAAGAUAGAGGAUACGGGUCGGAGACUGAGAGAGUAUUGCAAACGUUUUGGUGUUCCGUUUGAGUACAAUGCUAUAGCGUCUAAGAACUGGGAGACAAUCCGCUUGGAGGAGUUCAAGAUCCGACCGAACGAAGUACUCGCGGUUAACUCGGUGCUCAGGUUCAAGAACCUUAGGGACGUGACUCCAGGGGAAGAGGAUUGCCCGAGAGACGGGUUCUUGAAACUGAUCAGAGACAUGAAACCUGACGUUUUCCUCAGCUCGACGAUCAACGGAUCUUUCAACGCUCCCUUCUUCGCCACGCGGUUUAAAGAAGCUUUGUUUCAUUACUCCUCGCUCUUUGACAUGUUUGGUUCGACUCUGUCCAAGGAGAACCCGGAGAGGAUGCAUUUCGAAGGGGAGUUUUUCGGGAGGGAAGUGAUGAACGUGAUUGCGUGUGAAGGAGUGGAUAGGGUGGAGAGACCGGAGACUUACAAGCAGUGGCAAGUGAGGAUGGUUAGGGCUGGGUUUAAGCAGAAGCCUGUGGAGGCAGAGCUCAUGGAGUCGUUUAGGGAGAAGAUGAAGAAGUGGGGUUACCAUAAAGACUUUGUGCUUGAUCAAGAUAGUAACUGGUUCUUGCAAGGUUGGAAAGGUCGUAUCCUGUUCUCUUCUUCUUGUUGGGUCCCUUCUUAACUUGUGUCUUGCGAUCAGAAUAAUUUUUCAUGUAAUAACAUUUGUUUCUUUCUUUUACUUUGUUUUCUUUUGCUUUGCUAUGUGACAUUCUAUGUAUUUAUCUUGAAAUACUAACACUUUAGUAGAGA